AUGGCCAUUAGAAGGGCAGCAACGCGGAACAGGCUAAACACAACCGUGAAUAAUAUUUUUCUGCAUUCUCAUAGAUUCUCUUUAAAAAGAUAUAAGUUAAUUCCAAGGAAAAUAAAGAGUUCUCUGACCGACUUUGAUGGCGAGACUCUAGCAAUCAAUUUCAAUAAUGAACACCAAUCCAAAGGAGGGCGAAGUGUUGAUUCACAGCAGUACAACAGUGGAGCUGAUGAGAUGUUGAGUCACGUUGUGAAUCGAGAAUUAAGGAUGCAUAGGAAGAGGAAAGAGGAAAAAAAAAAAGCUCGUCAAUUAAUUGAGGCAGGACCAUCACUUUCAAUGUUAGACUCUUGCCAGGAGUCAGAGCCUCAUCCUCUGGUUGCGCUAUCACACAGGAAUUCAACGGUGAGGCGUAAGUUAAGUGCCCCAGCGCUUUGGCCGAAGAGAUUUCUGCGGGACCACCAACUCAAAAUAGGCUCGGUAUACAACCUAAAUAACACGCAAGGGCUGGAUCUUGAAGAGAAGCCAGAAAUUUCGACACCACUACAGAUAUUCCCAACGACGGAAGUUAUAAGUUCUGAACAGUCUAGGGAAAAAGCACUUUCUGCAGCCUUACGAGACUUCGAAUGGAUAACAGUAAACCCUACCUCAGAGAUGGAGGCUGAUGGAAAUUACGAACCAAAUGACCUAAACGACAUGCUUUCGUCUCAUGUGUGCCAGUCAUUGGGGUAUGAUAAAAAGAGUCAAAUGCAUGAGAACAAACUUGAUGAGAAUAUAAAUGAGGAACUCAUUAAUAGAGUAGGUGUAGAUGGAUCAGGCUCAUUCCGAGAAAGCAUGCAAAGUAUGCCAGCUCACCUCCCUGACGCGGAUGAUCUGGCUAAGAUCAGGGCCAAAAUGCCACAGGACAAAAAAGAUGACCAAUUAAGGCACUACCUGAGAAAGCUGGCGCCAUCAUAUGACUUACAGACUAGGAGUAUGAGAAACUCGAUACCAAGCCGGAAUAGUUCUUCUAGAGCCCAUAGCAACACACUCUGGUCCUAUGACCUGGCCAAGUAUGAUAAUAGACAGAUGAGUAGAAAUAACAAACGUGAAAGAUCUUGUUCUCAAGCCUCUAAUCUGGAGAAUCAAAGAUCCUCAGCAUUACUGAGUAGGUCGUCUAAAAGUCGAGGAAGCAUGCCAAGGACUUUGGAGAUUGGCAAGUAUGAAAGGAAUUAUAACAUGAAGGACGACCAAAGCGACCAAGAUGUGAGUAAAACGCUCCAAGCUGAAACGUCCUCCAUGAUGGAUCAAAAACAAAGGCCCUCCGAUCAUCAUAAAAGCAGUUUACCAAGAGGCAGAGCUAGUUUGCCAAAGGUUGACGCAAAUAAAGGCUCGAAAGAUAACGUAAAUUCGCACAGUUUUCGUACCGAUAACCUGUCAGUACCAAACGCUGGCGCUGAGGUACGCCGGGGUUCUAAUUCGUUAGCAAAUAAUAAACCUAAGGGAUUAGGCGGUUCAACUAAAGAGGGAGUCUCGAGUGAGCCUCAAAAUAGAAUUCCGCCCGAAACUGAAGAGAACAGAGUGCAAAAUGCAUCACCGCAAGUUCCUAAUGACGAUCUGGCCAAAGGUCUGCCAAGCGGAAACGACGAAGUCUCCGUUAAAUUAGCUGCAGGUCCCACUGCAUCUGUUGCCAACAACGGAAAAGGCCUUGACGGAGAGGCUCGGGGUCUCAACGUUGGAGUUAAAACACUCAAGUCGGCCUAUCCUCGACCAUCCAACAAAACUCCCUCAGAAGCGGAGUCAAAUAAGAAAUCAACUUUCAACCAGAGGGCAGCCAGUGCAACAAUCUUAAUGCAAGAUGUGAAAACUGGGCCCAGACCCGCCAGCGAGAAGGAGUCUGACCAACUUCGGCCUUAUUUGACGUCUGGACGAGUAAAAGCGGAGGUCACCAACGCCUCAAUAGUACCAUUUAUGCCAAAUCACUUAUCGCCCAACUUCAAGCCAACUUCCGACCUAGACCCCUUCAAUCGAUCCGUAUAUCCCCUCGGCCAUGUCCACAUCAAGCAACAGUUCACCAUGUUGCCGAGGUCACGAAACCCAAUGGUGAACACCGCGAUUGGAGCCAUUUGUCGUCGUGUGCGUAUCAGUUUUCAUCAAUCGGCCAGCACACCAUCGUCCAUCGGUCACGAGACGGGAGGCAAUUUUAAUAAAUGCCUAAACAUUAGCUCACCCCAAAUUCGACUUGACAGCCACAAGAUGGCGUUGCCCAGUUUAAGUCAGCAGCCCUACCUAAACGGGGAGGACUGGAGGGCGACAGAAGUGAGCAGCCAGGGUCCGAUUAAUAUGCAGAUGUCCCUGAAAACCGGUGUAAACGGGAAUGAAUUGGUGGAACAGGAAUAUGAACAACAGAAUGUACUAAUACAGACAUUGGUAUGCACCAAAUGCAGUACCAUCAGUCAACGCUGUAUGUCUGAACACAUCACUCCGGGCUGGAAUACGGCCAAGCAUGGCAUGUGUGACCAGCAUCAAUGGGUGCCAAUGCAUAUCAGUACCGACGGAGCUAAGCAGGUUACAGAUGACUUCUCCCAACUCGAUGCACAUAUUCCGGCCGUUAAGUACUAUAAUGAAACACAGGCAGUGCAGAAACCAACCCCAGUUAAGGGGCCAGAAGAAGAUCUGCCAAAAUGGCAAGAAAUAAUGCAAUGCGAAGAAAAAGAGCCAAUAAAACAGCAGGAACCUAAAAUGCCACAAGAGUCGAUAAGAUUAUCAGGCCCAAUAAAUGUGCCAGAAUCGAUAGGACAACUAGAAUCAAUGCAACAACAAGAGCCGGUAGAGCAACAAGAGCUGGUAAAACAAGAAGGUAUCAACAAAAAAAGCAUAACAUCCCAAAGAGAACAUGAGAAUCCAGAAGAAACCAUGAGGACAGAAUUUGGAGAGAUGGGGGAACAUUGGCAAAACAAUGAACUAGAAGAAUUCGGUGAACAAUAUUUGAAGAGUGAGGACAGAAUCCAAGAGGAAAGCCGUUCCAGCACAAAGGACACGCAAGAUAUGUAUGAAAAAACAUCUAUCGGUGAUCCUAUGCUAAACCGGGAUAUAAAAGAGGAGCAGGCCGAGGCUAACUUGGAAGAGUUAAGCAGAGCGGAAACUGCUCAAACAGAUCAAACUUCUAGAGCAAGCACAGCUGUGAACUCUAUGGAGCAAAAGAAAGAAAGCAUAGAAAUUGAAGAGAGCGAAGAAAAAGUGGAUCCUGAUCGAGAAGGCGAUAAUACCACUGUUCUGGAG
Messenger RNA from Protopolystoma xenopodis, 3255 nucleotides. Lineage: Eukaryota; Metazoa; Platyhelminthes; Monogenea; Polystomatidea; Polystomatidae. The record is from the annotation of a GenBank genome assembly.